CGGGCGUCACAGGUCCUGACAGCGAAGAAGUUGGCAGGUCCUGACUGGGGAGAGCUGUGGCGGAGGCACCUCCGUGUCCAGUUAGCCCUGGUGAUGGAGUCGCAGGUCGCGGCUGCAGGGGCUGGAGAGACUGAGGCAGAGGCGGAUAAGGGUUCCAUGAUUGGCGGUGCCGGACAGGAGUCGUUGGUCUCGGCACCCAAAGGGGCCGUCCGGUGGCAGCUCUUGCGACAGGUUCUGAAGCAGAAACAGCUGGAUGAUGGUCUGAGACAUGUAUCUGUGAGAAGAUUUGAAUCAUUUAAUCUGUUCUCAGUCACAGAAGCCAAAAAAAGGGGAACUGAAAAAGAGGCUGGUGUGUGGGUCCAGUACACAAGCAUCUUUUAUCCCGAAUACAGCAUCUCCUUAAGACAUAAUAGUGGAUCCUUGAAUGUCGAAGAUGUACUUACCAGCUUUGACAACACAGGAAAUGUUUGUAUCUGGCCGUCUGAGGAGGUCUUGGCUUACUACUGCCUUAAGCACAGUCAUAUAUUCAGGGGCCUUGCUGUGUGUGAGCUAGGGGGUGGCAUGACAUGCUUGGCUGGGCUCAUGGUUGCUAUUUCUGCAGAUGUCAAAGAAGUUCUGCUAACUGAUGGGAAUGAAAAGGCCAUCAGAAAUGUGAACAACAUCAUCGCAAGCAAUAAGAAGACUGGCGUGUUUAAGACUCAGGCAAUAUCAAGCCGCGUUUUACGAUGGGAUAAUGAGACAGACGUCUCUCAACUGGAAGGACAUUUUGACAUUGUUAUGUGUGCUGACUGCCUAUUUCUGGACCAGUACAGAGCCAGCCUUGUUGAUGCAAUAAAGAGAUUACUCCAGCCCACAGGGAAAGCCAUGGUGUUUGCCCCACGCCGAGGGAAUACUUUCAACCAGUUUUGCAAUCUAGCUGAAAAAGCUGGUUUCUCUCUCCAAAGACAUGAAAAUUAUGAUGAGCGCAUUUCAAACUUGCACUCCAAGCUGAAAAAAGAAGGGUCGGACAUAUAUGAAGAAAAUCUCCACUACCCAAUUCUGCUUAUUUUAACCAAAACGGGAUAGAAGAAAACAUCAGAUGCACAGAAUGACUUCUAUGCGAUGAGAAGUCGCCACGGCUCCCCUGGGACUCAGGGCUCCACCCACUUUCGAGCAUUCCACAUCUUGGGACUCCGCCCAUUACUCUGGCCCUCCGCAGCUCUCCCACCGUUUCUUUUUAAGGCAGCUUGUUGCUCUCCUGUACCAAACCUUUGUGUGUUUUUAUGUGUCAGUAGCCUGUCUGAGAUCAGAAUUUGACUUGUGGAGCAAUCUAAAUAGUUCUUUCUAAAGCAGAAAAUUUUUUUUAAUGAUUUCCACCUGCCCCCCACCCCCUCUUUUUAAUUGCCUUUGUUCUGUUUGGUAAUAGUAGUCUUUAUCUGUAAACACAGAAAACAUUACCCUUAUUUUCUGGAUAAAUAAAUAAAUCUUAUUUUUCUGAUGUCUCAA
Molecule: messenger RNA, 1485 nt
Organism: Grammomys surdaster
Lineage: Eukaryota; Metazoa; Chordata; Mammalia; Rodentia; Muridae
Gene: Camkmt
Product: calmodulin-lysine N-methyltransferase
Exons: 11
Coding region: 94-1065 (323 amino acids)
Cellular component (GO): cytoplasm
Molecular function (GO): calmodulin-lysine N-methyltransferase activity
Source: RefSeq, a predicted model, not a curated record